Homarus americanus (American lobster) is the source of this 1210-nucleotide messenger RNA. RefSeq lists its product as uncharacterized. NCBI's taxonomy places the organism in Eukaryota, Metazoa, Arthropoda, Malacostraca, Decapoda, Nephropidae. Bases 107 to 772 code for a protein of 221 amino acids. The transcript has 6 exons. The record is from RefSeq and is a predicted model, not a curated record.
GCAGACAAGGAGGGAACCAUAGCAGAGAACAUAUCCACUAGUGGUCGACAAGUUGCGUCGCUGUUGUGAUUGUUGGAGUUACCUGAGAGGAGAGCGCGCCUGAACGAUGAUGAAAGUGGCAACAAUGUGUGUGGUGGCGGCGGCGCUUUUCGCGGUGACCCUAGCCAACCCCUCAGCGACCCUGGCCAGCCCCACCUUCCCCGAGGUCGAUUCUAGCAAGAUACUUCAGAAGAGAGACUACAAGACGCCCGGAGCACCGGCCGACUCAUACAGCUCAGAAGCAGACAAUGGCUUCUACUACUACUACCACCCAGUGGAGGCUGAUGGAAAGAAAGAUGAGAAGUGUAGUAUCGAUAAGCUCCUUGUCCCUCUGGUGCUCAUUACCAUCUUCGUGGGCAUCUCGACCUUCAGUGGUCUCCUGUCACCCAUCCUGGGAAAGUUUACGGACUUGCCAACCAUCACCAUCCCCGAGCUUGUCAUCCCAAAAGCUAGGGACUUGGCAGCCUCAGCUGUCUCCUACAUCCCUUGGGACUCCGUUGAUAGGGUGACACUAGCAGUGACGGAGGCAGUGGAGAGUGAGCAGUGUCUGCCACGCUUGAUGUGUGAGUCUGGCAAAUACGCUAAUGGCCGCAGUACUGCCCUCAGCCUCCUGGAAAUCUUCACCCCACGUAGGCUACAGGCACACAUGAAGAUCUUCAAGGACUCAGCCCUGAAAAACACUGACUGCACCAUCUACAAGUGCAGACAUGCCGAUGGUAACAAGAAGGCUUAAUAUGUGAUUGACAGCACAAGGAGUAGCAACCUGCUGAACAAUAAUAUAUAUUAUUUUCAGUAUAUGCUAGAGCUAGGAGGGAGAGGCAGUCCUCUUUUCUUGUUUCUCUCAGAUACAAGUCGUGAUCUCCUCUUUCAUUUAAAAUACCCUGUAUAAGAAAUAUCACAGCUUGUGACACUGUGUACUUCUUUCUUUUAAGAUCUGUCUAUGAUAAAAGUAAGAUAUUUAAAAGAAAAUAUUUUUGCAUCUCUUAUAACAUAUGUAUUUAUCAUGAUAUUUUGAUAUUUAUUACCAUAUUUAAUUUUUAUGUACCAUUAUGUAUAAAUUCAUGUACUGUACUGUACAGUAACUUAAAAUACUCAACAUAAUGCCCAUGCACUAUGAGAACUGUACUCAUUAUGUGUUCUGGGUUAUAACAUUAAAAAAGAUUAAAGUACA